AUGAGUGGAGCGGAGCAACAACAACUAGUUCCAGCCAACGGCGACGAAAACUGGAAAUCAUCUCUCAACUUGCCAGCAAAGGAUAGACGAUUCAAAACUGCUGAUGUCACCGACACCAAAGGAGUAGAGUUCGAGGACUUCUGCCUCGGACGCGACCUUCUCAUGGGCAUCUUCGAGAAAGGAUGGGAAAAGCCAAGUCCAAUUCAAGAGGCUUCCAUUGGAGUCGCGCUGACUGGACAAGACAUCCUCGCCAGAGCCAAGAACGGAACCGGAAAGACCGGAGCUUAUUGCAUCCCAGUCAUCGAGAAGAUCCAACCAGCUCUCAAGGCAAUCCAGGCUAUGGUCAUCGUCCCAACUCGUGAAUUGGCUCUGCAGACUUCCCAAAUCUGCGUCGAACUUUCCAAGCACAUUCAGCUUAAGGUCAUGGUCACCACAGGAGGAACCGAUCUUCGCGACGAUAUCAUGCGUUUGAACGGAACCGUUCACUUGGUCAUCGCCACUCCAGGAAGAAUCCUCGAUUUGAUGGAGAAGGGCGUUGCCAAGAUGGACAACUGCAAGACACUCGUUCUUGACGAGGCUGACAAGCUUCUCAGUCAGGACUUCCAGGGAAUCCUCGACCGCCUCAUCAACUUCUUGCCAAAAGAGCGCCAAAUCAUGCUGUACUCCGCCACCUUCCCACAAACUGUCACUUCCUUCAUGCAGAAACACAUGCACAAGCCAUAUGAGAUCAACCUCAUGGAGGAGCUGACUCUUCUCGGAGUUACCCAGUACUACGCUUUCGUCCAGGAGAAGCAAAAGGUUCAUUGCUUGAACACUUUGUUCCGCAAGCUCCAGAUCAACCAAUCGAUCAUCUUCUGCAACUCCACUCAACGUGUCGAGCUUCUUGCCAAGAAAAUCACAGAGAUCGGAUACUCCUGCUACUACAUUCACUCGAAGAUGGCCCAAAACCACAGAAACCGAGUAUUCCACGACUUCCGUCAAGGAAACUGCAGAAACUUGGUCUGCUCUGACCUGCUCACUCGCGGUAUCGAUAUCCAAGCUGUCAAUGUCGUCAUCAACUUUGACUUCCCAAGAAACGCCGAGACUUACCUUCACAGAAUCGGUCGCUCAGGACGUUUCGGUCACCUCGGAGUUGCUAUCAACCUCAUCACCUACGAGGACCGUCACACUCUCCGCCGCAUCGAGCAAGAGCUCCGCACUCGCAUCGAGCCAAUCCCAAAGACUGUCGAUCCAAAGUUGUACGUCGCCGAUCAGCAACUCGUCGAUGCUUCCGAGGAAACUACCGCAUAA
Caenorhabditis remanei is the source of this 1290-nucleotide messenger RNA. RefSeq lists its product as uncharacterized. Lineage: Eukaryota; Metazoa; Nematoda; Chromadorea; Rhabditida; Rhabditidae. Gene Ontology annotation, biological process: P-body assembly; cytoplasmic stress granule assembly. The transcript has 4 exons. Gene Ontology annotation, cellular component: P-body; cytoplasmic stress granule. The record is from RefSeq and is a predicted model, not a curated record. Gene Ontology annotation, molecular function: ATP binding; mRNA binding; RNA helicase activity. The coding region runs from base 1 to 1290 and encodes 429 amino acids.